ACGUCACCGUUUUUUCCGGAAGUUAAUGAGCACGUCUUCGUGAACAGACGAGAACAAAACAUGGAGCUCUUUGUAAUUUCACCAAAUUUGAGGGUUACUAACUUAACUGUCUCCCCGGGCUCGACGGUCAGCGAUCUUGUCGAUCAUUUUGCCGUUAAAGAGGGUGUCUCUUUCACGGAUUUCUACGUGAAGAGUAAUGGCCGAAAAUCUCACAGUAAUGACUUGCUUCAGUCUGGAGUUGUGUAUCGUGUGGAGCCUCGGUUAUGUGGAGGCAAAGGAGGAUUCGGCUCUAUGUUGCGGGCCCUCGGUGCACAAAUUGAAAAGACCACUAACCGUGAGGCCUGCAGAGAUCUGAGUGGAAGACGACUGAGAGACGUCAAUCAUGAGAAACAAAUGGCAGAGUGGCUGAAAAAGCAGGCAGAUCGAGAGGCAGAGAAGGAGCAGCGUCGUCUGGAGCGGAUUCAGAGGAAAUUGGCCGAGCCGAAACAUUAUUUUACAGACCCUAAUUAUGAACAGCAGUGCCACGACCUCUCAGAGAGGCUGGAGGACUCUGUACUGAAAGGCAUGCAGGCUUCCUCUAGUGGUCUCGUCAAGGUGGAAGAGAGGCCGAGUCGCAAACGUCCGACACCAACCGACAGCCAAAAGAAAGCAAAGAAGAAAUGUUUCUGGAAUGGCCUUGGAGAACUGGAGGACAUGGGCAGCUCUGGUGAAGAAAGCAAUGACAGUGACAGCGAGGCCUCUCCAUCCACCUCUGGGGCCUCAUGUAGUUCAGAUGUUCCCAAACCAGCUGUGCCAUCUUCCGCCACCAGAGGGAGUGACAGGACAGAUCCUCGGGACCAGCCCUGCAGCUCCAGCAGCUCCUCCUCCCAGAGUCCCGCACCGACCUCCCCAACACACAUGAAUGUGGAGGUGCAGAAAGAGGUUGAAAAAGAAUGCACAGCUGAAACCAGCCAAAACAGCAGCAUCGAAGAGGAUGAAUCCUCCCAGAGUCCCGCACCGAGCUCCCCAACACAGGUGGAAGUGCAGAAAGAGGAUGAAUCCUCUCAGAGUCCUGCACCGAGCUCCCCAACACAGGUGGAAGUGCAGAAGGAGCCCAAAAAGGAUUGCACAGCUGAAACCAGCCAAAACGCUAGUAGCGAAGAGGAUAAAGCACAGGUUGAGCCCACAGAAGCACCAAGUGCCCCAGCCGAGAGCAGUCAGGCACAGGAAAAGGUGGAGGGGCCGCUGGAUCUGCUUUCUGUGAGUGGGCCGGAGCAGCUGGAGGCUUUGGGUCUGGAGCGGCUGAAGAAAGAGCUGAUGGAACGAGGGAUGAAGUGUGGAGGAACGUUGCAGGAACGGGCUGCACGUCUGUUCUCCGUCAAAGGACUAAGUUUAGAUCAGAUUGACCCUGCGCUCUUGGCCAAACCCGCCAAGGGCAAGAAGAAAUAACUUGCAUUUCUUAAUUCACAGUGUUUUUGACCUGUUUUGCUUUAAUUGUGUUUGGCAUGUUUUUUUUUGUUUUUUGUUUUUAAUUUAUAAAAAUCACCUAAUUUUGAAAAAUCCUCAUUUUGGGACAAUAAUGAGUGCUAUUUUUUUCUUCAAAUUGGAAUGACAUUACUGGUCAGAUGUAGAAAACAUUUAGUUUUCUUUAACCCACAAUAUAUGGCAUUUUAUUUGGUUUUUUUUUUUAAUUAUUAUUAUUAUUUUGGUCUGUUAGUAAAACAUGCCAAGUUACAAAAGGUAAAACUCAGGUUAACUUUUUUUGUAAUCUGUACAAUAAUUUCUUUAUGAUAAUUUAGUCAUUGUAAAUAGCUACUUUGAUUUAUACAGAGAUAUUCUGUCAAUCAGUCAUGUAUUCAUCUAUUUUCCAACAGCUACCAAUCAGAUUGUUCACAUUGCACAGUAUUUGAUUGUAUAUGUGAUCUGGUUCAUUUUUCUCUUGACUUUAUGGUUGAGUAAAAUAUUGUUGCACAA
This is a messenger RNA of Labeo rohita (rohu), 1953 nucleotides long. RefSeq names its product SDE2 telomere maintenance homolog (S. pombe) (gene sde2). Gene Ontology annotation, cellular component: nucleus. Bases 61 to 1428 code for a protein of 455 amino acids. The record is from RefSeq and is a predicted model, not a curated record. Lineage: Eukaryota; Metazoa; Chordata; Actinopteri; Cypriniformes; Cyprinidae. The transcript is spliced from 7 exons.